AAUCUAUAUAAGCAGUGCACAGAAAUUAGGAUCGACAUUGAUGAAUAAUUCAAUGGAAAUCUCGGAUAACAGCCUUGAAUAUCAAAGAGCAUCAUGGAACGCUCUGAGGAAGAGCAUCAAUGGAUUGGUGAACAAAGUGACCGCCGCGAACAUCAGGAACAUCGUUCCGGAGCUGUUUGCUGAAAAUCUGAUUCGAGGCCGGGGUUUAUUCUGUCGAACAUGCCUCAAGUCCCAACUCGCGUCGCCGGGAUUCACCGACGUUUUCGCAGCUUUGGUUUCUGUCGUCAACGCCAAGUUCCCUCAAGUAGGCUAUCUUUUGCUGCGGAGGAUCGUACUGCAACUGCAGAGGGCGUAUAAACGCAACGACAAGACACAACUAGUUGCGGCGGUGAAAUUCAUAGCUCACCUGUUGAAUCAGCGGAUAGUUGAUGAGCUUAUCGGCCUUGAGCUGCUGACGUUGCUGCUGGAGAAGCCGACCGAUGAUAGUGUUGAAGUAGCUGUUGGCUUUGUUGCAGAAUGUGGGUCCUUGCUGCAGGACCUUUGCCCCAAAGGAAUGAAUGGUGUGCUUGAGAGGUUGCGAGGGAUUCUUUACGAAGGAGAUAUAGAUAAGCAUGUCCAGUUCUUGAUUGAAGGCCUCUUUGCGUUGCGGAAGGCAGCAAAGUUUCAGAUUAUGCGUCCGGAACUGGACCUGGUGGAGCAGGAUGACCAAUUCACUCAUCAAGUUUCUCUCUUGGAUGAGAUAGAUGGUGAAAGUGGUUUAGAUGUGUUCCAGCCAGAUCCCCAGUUCGUGGAGAAUGAGAAGAUGUAUGAGGACCUAAAGAAGCAAAUAUUACCUGAAGAUGAAGAUGAUGAAGAUCAAAUUGCAGAUUCAGUGGAUAGCAAUGAGGAAGAGGACGAGGAGCAGAUAAAAGACGAGACCGGGACGGACUUGGUUAACCUCCGGAGAACCAUCUAUUUGACAAUCAAGUCAAGUCUUGAUUUUGAAGAAGCUGGACAUAAGUUGUUGAAGAUCGACAUAUCUGGUAUGGAGAAGGAGCUAUGCGUCAUGCUUUUGGAGUGUUGCGGUGAGGAGACAACUUACAGCCGCUACUACGGACUCCUCGGGCAGCGGUUGUGUCUGAUGAACAGAAUCCACCAGGAGAGCUUCGAAAAAUGUUUUGCCGACCAGUACUCCAUGAUUCAUCAGGAGGUGGAGACUGUUAAACUGAGAAAUGUUGCAAAACUAUUCGCUCAUUUGCUGGCCAUGGACGCGUUGCAUUGGCGCAUCUUGGACUGCAUUCAGUUAACAGAAGAGGAAACAACUUCUUCGUCUCGGAUCUUCCUCAAGAUUUUCUUCCAUGAGCUGUCCGGCCACCUGGGCAUUUGGUUGCUUAAUCAACGCCUUAGUCAAGACUCGUUUGAGUCUAUUUUUCCCAAGGACAAUCCGAAGAACACUAGGUUUGCUAUCAACUUCUUCACUUCCAUUGGACUUGGUGGGAUCACAGAGAACCUGCGUGAGUAUCUCAAGAACAUGCAGAACGAAGGAAAGCAGAAGAAAAGGAAAACGAAUGUAUAGUCCUAGUUAAUCUCGUAGUAAAUUUUAGUAUGGUUAUCAUCUAAAAAUUUUGAAAUGUGUAAAAGGCUAUAGAUGUGAAUUGAAAUAGAAUUGAAAUAUAUUUCCAUUAUGGUUGGACCGUAUUAUACCA
Salvia hispanica is the source of this 1685-nucleotide messenger RNA. RefSeq lists its product as uncharacterized. NCBI's taxonomy places the organism in Eukaryota, Viridiplantae, Streptophyta, Magnoliopsida, Lamiales, Lamiaceae. Gene Ontology annotation, molecular function: protein binding; RNA binding. The record is from RefSeq and is a predicted model, not a curated record. Gene Ontology annotation, biological process: mRNA splicing, via spliceosome. Gene Ontology annotation, cellular component: catalytic step 2 spliceosome.